Hermetia illucens (black soldier fly) is the source of this 2637-nucleotide messenger RNA. RefSeq names its product activating transcription factor of chaperone (gene crc). The coding region runs from base 1071 to 1934 and encodes 287 amino acids. Gene Ontology annotation, cellular component: nucleus. Gene Ontology annotation, molecular function: DNA-binding transcription activator activity, RNA polymerase II-specific; RNA polymerase II transcription regulatory region sequence-specific DNA binding. The transcript has 3 exons. The record is from RefSeq and is a predicted model, not a curated record. Gene Ontology annotation, biological process: regulation of transcription by RNA polymerase II. NCBI's taxonomy places the organism in Eukaryota, Metazoa, Arthropoda, Insecta, Diptera, Stratiomyidae.
AGAGCAGUCUGUUCUUUACCACGGAUCCGACGUGUAUCUUUUUUCUUGCACUAUCAAAUUCCUUUUUGCACUUUGCAUUGAUGAAUACAUAAUCGAAAUCGUUACAAUAACUUUUUCGGCGUGAAUUAACCAUAACAAAAUAGUUGGGAAGUGUUGGAUAUGAUUUGGUGCCUGUGAUUGAUUUAACACUUGUUCCAAAGACUUCAAAUCUUAGUUAUCUGCAGAGACUGGAGUUAUCAGUUUUUCACUAGUGGAGUUUACACGCACUAGGAAUACAGUUGUUGUGUCGGACUUGGAAAAUUUAUUUUUUCGAGGGGAAGUUUUAAUCGGACAAUUAAAUACUGAAAAUCGUGAUAUAGUGACAAUUCGAUAAUAUUUAUGAAAUUUUUUGGAAAUUUUAAAUUUUGCUUAGCUCAACCGUGAGCAUGAUACCACGUUUUGCAUAUCGUUACACAUGGAACCGCGAAAUUGUGAUCAAUUCACAGAAACUUGUUAAAAGACGACGCUAGUUUCUUUAAUUAAAUAUCAAUUUCACCUUUUCGAUCACCGAAGCCUUUCUCUGUAACAAGUCAAAUAUCCUUUAAACAACGAGCAAAAUAAAGCACAAAAAAAGAAACUCUCAAAAUACGAACAUUUUACACAGGAAUUCAUUCUUAGUUUAGUAAAAUGCCAAAUGCUGGGGUUUUUUAAGUGUUUUUAAACGAAUUAUAAAAAGUAAACGAAUAAAUAUUUUCAAAUAGCGUCGUCUUAGUUUAGAUAAUAUAAUUUAAGAUAAAAGUAAUAAUAGCUCGUUAAACGAAAUAUUAAAAAAAGUCUAAAUUUUUUUUUAACAAGAAAAUCUGUGAUCGUCGUUUGCGCUGUGCCUUCCCCUUCAAUCUAAUUGUUUAAAUUUUUGCAAUAAUACUCUUCGUACAAAUAACGUAAGAUCACUAUCGGUUCACAUUAUAUUGCUUACCAAAGUAAGCUUGAAAUUGCUUUAAUACAAAAAAUAACGACCUGUAUCGCGAAAUAUUUUUUAAAUUGCAUUCGAUACACGUCACUAGGAUAAAGGUCAACGAAACUUUUCUUCAAUGAGCACUUACAUGAUGGCAACGUAUGAGCAAUGGCUGGAUGUGAAGCCGAAUGCACAGCCAAUGGAGACCUCUUCAUACAUCACCGAACCGCAUCGUUUUUCCGAAGUACAAGUAGUUAAAUUACAAAAUUCUGAGCUGGCCACAGAAUUGGAGAAAUUGUGUGAUGUUAGUGAAUUAACACAAUUAACACCGCCACAAACUCCACCACAAACACAAAGCUACAUAAAUGAGAUCUUGGAUUUCAUAACACAACAAAGCAACUCCAAUGUAACCGACAAUGCAGUUAUCGAGGAAAUCAUACAGGCAACUUCCCCAGCCAGCUCAUAUGUAGAUUAUUCAUCCGACACAACAAAUUCGCCGGCUUCCUGCCCCGACGACCAAGACAUCUACGUCGCCCAAGGCUCGGAAAUCGUCGAUGAAAUUCUUCGUACCAAGGCGCAAGAUUUACCCGAUUGCAAUGAUGAUAACUCAAUGUAUUCCAACUACUCCUCAUCGGGUAUGUCCCAGUCCACAAAUGACAGCGAGUGGACUCCAUCACCAUCGCCAGGAUCACCCUCCAAAAGCAGCGGCACUAAGUCAUCCUCAACACCAUCUGUAAUUAAUGGCGGCGUUACGAAAAAACGGGUCCGCCCGUACAGUCGUAACGUCGAAGAUAAAAAAUCUAGAAAAAAAGAGCAAAACAAAAAUGCCGCAACACGCUACCGUCAGAAGAAGAAACAAGAAAUGGAGGAAGUCCUCGAAGAAGAACGCCAAUUGACUAUGCAGAACGAGGACCUUGUUCGUACUGCAACCGAAAUUGAGCGGGAAGUCAAAUACUUGAAGAAAUUGAUUAAAGAGUUUUUCAAGGCGAAAUAUUGUUAAGAUUGUAAAUUUGAGAAAUUUUAUCUGUCCCUAUCCUCCUACUCCAUCUACCUCUCCCCAACUAUCCCUCCUAGCACGCAAACAAAUUCGAACCACCUCUAGAUUGAGCUUCUAUUUUAUUAUUUUUCUAUAAAUGUAUCUUUAGUUUUACCGAGCCUACAAGUAGGUGUUUUUUUAAAACCUAUUACUUAUUAAAAAGGUUUUAUUGCAAAGUUGUUUUCAUAAAUACUAUGUAUAUUAAUUAUUAUCUUUGUCAAAUUAUCGCGGUUCCAUCAUCAAAAAAAUCUAAAGGACAUAAACUUCUACAUUCUGGACUGCUUCGUACACUCGACACACUUUGUACACUCAGGUAUUGACGAUUCGUUCAUCAUCACAAAUGCGUUAACAUUUAUGACGAAUUCAUUUUAGAAUUCCGAAGCUUUUUCAGUUACAUAUUUGUUUCGGCGAACGAAUCGAGAUCAAGCACAAGGUCCACAUUUUAGGAAAAAAAUAAAAAUAUAAACCCUUUUUCGAUCAACACCCUGGACCACACACAAAAACAGCACUCAAAACAAACACCUUGUGUUACUUGAGAAGCAGUCCAAUUAUAUAUUUUUAAUAUUUUAUAUAUACAUACAUAAGAUAUAACAUGAUCAUCGAGAUCUUUUGUGUUUUAAAACAUCAAGUACAGUGAAAUAAAUAGUUAAAGGGUUUAUGAAAAAGA